AUGGCGGUAGCCGUGCAACCAGCCAUCGACACGCUCUCUCCUCCUCCCGUCGGUGCUGCCGUCUCUUCCUCUCACCAACCUCUACCAGCCGAACCAGUCGCACCCUCAACGGCAUCAAACCCGCCACCAGAUGUACCCGUCCACUCCAGCAUUCGCAUCAACGACGAGCGACAGCUGCUCGCCCACGAUCGCGUGGUGCUGAGCGACGUGCCGCCGUCGCUCGUGCUCACGCCGCACGCGGGGGGAUUGGGAGAUUCGGGCAAAGGGGCGGGGGAGGCGGAGGCACAGGGCGUGUUUCUGGGGAGUCGGUUCCGCGAGGCGCACAGCUGGCACGUGUUCCGCCUGGGCGUGCUCCGGGGCGCGCGGUUCCUGUGCUGCUUCCGCUUCAAGCUCUGGUGGAUGACGCAGCGCGUGGGCAGCAGCGGGCGCGAGGUCCCCGUGGAAACGCAGUUCCUGCUGCUCGAGCUCCCCCCGCAGCAGCAGCAGCAGCAGGACAGUGGGGGUGAGGGGAAGGUUGUGGGGGAGGAGGCGGGCGGCAGCGCGAGCGCGAGGGUGUACGUGGUGGUGCUGCCGCUGCUGGACGGGUCCUUCCGUGCGGCGCUGCAAGGCUCGCCCUCCGACCAUCUUGAAGUGUGCCUCGAGAGCGGCGACCCCCAGGUGUGCACGGAUGAGUCACUGCACCCUGUGUACAUGCACAGCGGCACCAACCCCUACUCCAUUAUCGCCGAUGCUGUCAAGGCGGUGGAGCAGCACACGGGGUCGUUCCUGAGGCGGGAGGAGAAGCAGCUGCCAGGGCUGCUGGACUGCUUCGGGUGGUGCACGUGGGACGCCUUCUACACCAAGGUGGACGCUCACGGCGUCAAGCAGGGGCUUGCUAGUCUGGCAGAAGGCAACACGCCGGCCAAGUUCCUAAUCAUCGAUGACGGAUGGCAAUCAGUGGCGGCUGACUCACAUGAGGACUCCAGUGCCACCAUCACUGUCGGCACACAGUAUGCAAGUCGCCUCACAGACCUCAAGGCCAACUACAAGUUCAAGCAGCAGCAGCAGCAGCAGGGGGAGGGGGAGGAAAAGGAGGGUGAAGGGCGGGUGGAGAAGGGGCAGGGAGAUGAGGGGCCGAGUGAGCUGGGCGAGGCAGCGGGCAUGGUGCAUGGGCUGGGGCAGGUGGUGCGUGAGGUGGUGCGCGAGGUGAAGGCUGCUCACGACCUCAAGUACGUGUACGUGUGGCACGCACUGAUGGGCUACUGGGGAGGAGUCCGCCCGCACGCCAGCACCAUGCAGCAGUUCGACCCAGCCCUGGUCUUCCCAGUGCCUUCCCCCUCCAUCCUGCUCAACCAGCCCGACAUGGCCCACGACUCCCUCACCCUCAACGGGCUGGGCGUGGUCAGCCCCGCCAAGGUGUUCCACUUCUACGACGCACUGCACGGGUAUCUGGCCGCGUGCGGGGUGGACGGGGUGAAGGUGGACGUGCAGAAUAUUCUAGAGACGCUGGGCGCGGGGUAUGGGGGACGGGUGGCGCUGGCGAGGGGGUAUCAUGAGGCGCUGGAGCGGAGCGUGGCGAAGAACUUUGAGGAGAAUGGGGUGAUCGCGUGCAUGAGUCAUAAUACCGACGGGCUGUACUCUGACGAUACAUGUGUUCUGAGCAGGGCGAAGCAGACAGCAGUGGUGCGGGCGUCCGAUGACUUUUGGCCCACCGACCCCGCCUCGCACACCGUGCACAUCGUCUCUGUGGCGUACAACAGCCUGUUCCUGGGCGAGUUCAUGCAGCCCGACUGGGACAUGUUCCACUCGCUGCAUCCAGCAGCGGAGUUCCACGCAGCAGCACGCGCCGUGGGGGGAUGCGCCGUUUAUGUCAGCGACAAGCCAGGGCAGCACGACUUCAAUGUGCUGCGCAAGCUGGUGCUGCCAGACGGCUCUGUGCUGCGCGCCAAGCUGCCUGGCCGACCCACCAGGGACUGCCUCUUUGCCGACCCUGCCCGGGACCACACCAGCAUGCUCAAGAUCUGGACGAUGAACGCGUGCAGUGGCAUGGUGGGGGCGUUCAACUGCCAGGGCGCGGGGUGGUGCCGCGACGGCCGCAAAUACACCAUGCACAACCCUGACCCUGAUGCGGUUACUGGGACUGUUGCUGCUGCUGACGUGGACCUGCUUGCUGACGUGGCGGCCAGCGACUGGACGGGAGAUGUGGCGGUGUUUUCCCAUAAUGCAGGCGAGUUGGUGCGUCUACCAGCAGACACAUCUCUGGUGGUGCACCUGCAUCGCCUCGAGUUUGAGCUCUACACUGUCGCCCCCAUCACUGUACGCCCCCGUUUUGAGUUGACUCAUGAGUCGUCUUAUCACCUCCCUCUGUCCACCCACAGUCACACCCAUACCACCCAUACCCCCGUCAACCCUGCCAUCCCCCCUCACCAGGUGGUGGGAAGCGUGGCAGUGGCGCCAAUAGGCCUGACCAACAUGUACAACUCAGGGGGUGCCGUGCUGUCCGUGCGCAGCAGCAACACCAGUGGUGCCGGCACUUGUGCCACCAGCCCAGAUGCUGCAGGUGCAGGUUCACCGAAUGCAGACACGACAGAGGCACACAAAGCAGCAGCGAGAGAAGCAGAUGCGAGGGAGCCGGGAGCAGGCGCAGCUGAAGCGACGGUGGAGGUGGAAAUGAGGGGAGGGGGCAGCUUUGUGCUGUAUGCGUCGAAGGAGCCGUUGUGGUGUACAGUGGACGGGGCAGAGGCACAGGUUGCUUACACUCCUGAUGAUGGCCGGGCGGCCGUGCAGGUGCCAUUCAGGGCAGGUGCUACCUGCUUGCUCAGAUUCGCCUGGUGA
Closterium sp. NIES-65 is the source of this 2814-nucleotide messenger RNA. NCBI's taxonomy places the organism in Eukaryota, Viridiplantae, Streptophyta, Zygnematophyceae, Desmidiales, Closteriaceae. The record is from the annotation of a GenBank genome assembly.